This is a messenger RNA of Octopus sinensis (East Asian common octopus), 5658 nucleotides long. Its product is annotated as SUN domain-containing protein 1. The record is from RefSeq and is a predicted model, not a curated record. Gene Ontology annotation, cellular component: nuclear envelope; meiotic nuclear membrane microtubule tethering complex. Gene Ontology annotation, biological process: nuclear envelope organization. NCBI's taxonomy places the organism in Eukaryota, Metazoa, Mollusca, Cephalopoda, Octopoda, Octopodidae. Gene Ontology annotation, molecular function: protein-membrane adaptor activity. Bases 936 to 3701 code for a protein of 921 amino acids. The transcript is spliced from 21 exons.
UGUUUUUCUUUCUACCUCUCUUCUAACUCUACGUGACGUCAUCGCACAACAGACGGAUCAGUAAACGCUCUGCAAUAUUCGUUUACCGCUUGUCUUCUCCCUUCCAAGUUAUUUCCGUGUCUAUCAUUCUUCCAGCCGUACAAAUAUAUUUUAAAUACAUAGUAUCUAACGAUACCAUUAUUUUUAGUUCGUUAAUUCAAUAUAUAUAUAUAAAUAUGGAUUAGAGUGCAUAAUAUUCCUUCUUUCUAUUUUUACCUUGCUGAUUCUGUUAUUGUUAAUUUAACUUUAUCCAUUAUUAACAACUAAAUUUUCCUCCCCAUCUUUCUCUGUCUAUCUAUCUUUAUUAACUGAAAUAAAGAAGGAAAAAAUAGAGAAAUAUACAUACAUAUAUCUACUGGACAUACACCAAACAUCAGUCUUAAUUUUCUCCACCUGUUUUAUUGUUUUUACGGUUUGAAAACAAUAACUCAGAACGAGAGAGGAGCGAAAGAAUAAGAAAAAAAAGAAAAAUAAUAAUAAUAUUGAUAAUAAACAGGACAAGAAAAGAAAGGAAAACUUUUAACAGAAACUGCCACUUUUAUUAUUUAUACAGCGACGCGACUCGAACGUUUUUUUUAAAGAUUUAUAUACAUUUACUGGUUUAAACUCGAGUUUUAAAAGAUUUUACUAAAUUUAUAUCAGUUUUUUUUUUCUGUGAACGAGAGGAAAGUUUGACAAAAGCCGACAACUAUUUGUCAUUAUUGCACAAUUAAGUCUUCAUAUGCCAGAGAUCAGAUUUGAAAUUUGACGAAAGUACAGAUAGUGAUUCUGAUCAAGAACUGUUUGACAUUUCCAAUUUCCUUGUAUAUGAGUGGUUUGAUCUAAUAAACCUGGACUACGAAUCUUAGUUAUUUAGUAUACAGUUGUUCUAUUAGUGUUUUUCAUUUGAUGGAACAAUGAAGAUAUUUGAAGAAAACACAGUGCUUACAGCACCCAGGGAACCUAAAACUGAUUACACUUACUCUGAGAGUAAGAGUUAUACUGUGAAAUGUGAUUCAAGCUGCAGAAGCCCAAAUAUGUCACGUCGAAACCUUCAUCGAAACGAUCUCUCGGGGUAUAGGGAAUCACCUGGGCAAACCCCUUCUUGUACUCAUUGGUUAAGGUCUCGUGAAAUAUAUUCAAAUACUUCUCCUAGUGAGGAAUCUAGCAUCACAUUUUCCAGUUACCGUUCAGAGACUUUCCGUACUGGACUAUUUGAUAGUGAUCUUGACAUCACAAAUCAAAGUCCGCAACAAGAGCAAUGGAGAAAAGAUGAACAGUGGAAUCAAGAACUGGAAGACCGGCGGAGACUUGAAGAGCAGCGAAGACUUGAAGAGCAACGGAGAUUUGAAGAGCAGCGGAAACUUGAAGAGCAGCGGAGACUUGAAGAGCAGCGGAGAAUUGAAGAGCAGCAGAAACAAGAUGAAGAAUUACGGAAAAGUUACUUAUUUAAUAUGGAAUCAUUAAGCAAAGAAUCUCCAAUGAAAUCUCACAAUAACACCAAAACUAUUUUGACAGUGAAAAACACUGUUACAGAGAUAUAUGAUGAUGAAUCUGAUAAAUAUACAGAAAAGGGAAUUCAAGAAGCAAAUCUGAGUAAAGGUUCUCAGAGAGAAGAAGCAACAUAUGCAUCAGGUGACUUUGUGAAAGAGAGCCGUACUAAACAAGUGACAACCAAUAUGUAUGACUAUGUCGAUUCUGAGGAUUUUUCAAUUGGCAGUAGGAGUAGUGGUUACUUGAGUGAUAAAAACAAAGAUUCCAGUACCCUGACUAAAACAAGCUACUACAGUGAGAUGCAUGCUAACUCUUCUGACAGGCCCCAGAACCAUUACAGUCUCUGGAAUAUGGUGACUUCUUCAUCUAACUAUUUAACUACAAAAUGCUCAGCUGCUGCAGCAGCAGUUGCAGGUGGAAUGAGCAAAAUUGGAGGAAUCUUUAGAAAGGAAGAGACAACAAAUGUCAGGCAUAUGUAUGGUCUUGAUUCAGAUUCUGAGCUAGAUUAUAACAAUGACACUGACAGAUACAUUGAAAAAUCCCAUGAUUUCCAUUACACGAGACCUAAGAACAGGAGAAGAUAUCAGGACACUGCGCUUAUCAAGGAUAAUCAAAAGAGUAAUCAAAGUUUUGUCACUAAAUGUGUUACAUCAGUUGUAGAAUGGUUUGUUCCUUAUGAAACAUCUGCAGAAUCACAAAGCAGAAGUCGGCGUUGGCUUUGUUGCUGCUGUCUACCACUGUUGUUGCUGUUCCUUUUACCUCUUCUCCUGGCAGCAUUGUGGCCAGUUGCUGGAGUUGCUGAAAAAAAUUCCACCUACUUCAUCAAUCGCUUCUUCAUCCUGCCACUUUUCAAUAAUAAAUCAGAACAGCAAACUAUAGCUCCAUUACCAGUUAGUACAACAAACCUGUCCCUUGAACGACGGAUCAGUGAAUUGAUGGUACAGCUGCAAGCUACACAGGAUAAGCAAAAAAGUCAACUAACUCGUGCUGAUGUUGAACUGAUAGUCAAAGAACUCCUUUCAGGCAAAUUAGCAGGCUUAUCCGGUGAUCUUCACGAACAGAAAUUGAAAACAACUGCUGAAAUGGAACAAUUAAAACUCAACCAAGCUCAGACUAUGGAUGAAAGAAUUGCACCUCUUAUUGCUGAAGCUAAGUCAUUAGGCUUAGAGUUAGAAGCACUGAAGUCAGGCCUAGAAAGUAAUGAUGCAAGCAAUGACGAAAGCAAACUUAAACUUACCAAACUCAAUACUGUCCUUAACAAUGUAAUGUUAGAACUAGGUCAGUUAAAAGACUUCCAGUCCACCUAUUUGAAUCUAUUCAAAAAUUGUUGUAAAAAUGCCACUGCUUUCCAGUCUGCAGUCAGAGAAGAGGUUUAUGCAGCCCUAGUGAAGACUCUUGGCAUUGAUGGAGAUGAAGAUGGAGCCCAGUCUGGAUCAUCUAACUACCAAAUCCUAUCUUGGCUGCACAAUAACUACAUCAGUCGAUCUGAACUUGAAAGUCAGCUUAGUAGUCUUACUGAAAGCUUGACUGCAAAACUGAAUGAUAUGUUGGCCAAAGAGCAAGUGAAUAAAACAUUAUAUCUUGGUGGAGUCACUUCUGGAAUUACUGCAUCGUUUGUUCGGUCAUUGGUUGAUGAAGCACUGGUGAAAUUUAGCGCUGAUAAAACUGGUUUGGCUGACUAUGCCUUAGAAUCAGGAGGUGGCAGUGUGAUAAGCACCAGAUGUUCAGAAACUUAUGCCAAGAAAACAGCACUUGUUAGCAUGUUUGGAAUUCCUCUCUUCUAUAAGUCUAAUUCUCCCAGGACGGCCAUCCAGCCUGAUGUUAAUCCUGGUGAAUGUUGGGCCUUCAAAGGAAGUAUGGGAGUUUUGGUUAUUCAACUUUCCCGUUUAAUACGAAUUACUGCCUUUAGCAUUGAACACAUUCCAAAAUCUAUUGCACCUUAUGGUCAGAUUGACAGUGCUCCAAAGGAUUUCUCCGUGUAUAGCCUGAAUGACAUUAAUGACCAGGAAGGCAUAAAUCUUGGAAAUUAUACCUACAUAGAGGAUGGAAAACCACUGCAACAAUUUCCUGUCCAAACACAGGAUGCAGCCCCAACUCAAUUAGUAGAAGUACGAAUAAACAGUAACUAUGGGAACUUGGAAUUUACCUGUCUUUACCGAUUCCGAAUCCAUGGAGUCCCAGAAAAUUAGCAAUAUUUAUAUUCUAUUUUUAAAGCUUAAAAGUAGGAGGGAGGGUGGGAUAAGGUUCUAAUGUAUUUUGUGUUUUUUUAAUUGUGUUUCUCGUUUAAUGUCUGACUACUGUCAUUUUGUCUUGAAGUAUUUUAACUGUCCUCAUUAUGAUUUUUAAAUAUUUGUCUUUUAAAAAGUUUAUUUAUUUUAUAUAGCAUUUGUCCAGCUUGUAGUAAACAUGUUAUUUUCUUUGCCAAUUUGUUUUUCUUGUUAAUUAAUCUUUCUUUCAUAAUUAUUAGCUUUGUCUUUGUCUCUUCUGGACGUCUUUGUUCGUUUUUGUAUCAUAUAGUCAGUCAUUAGUAUUACAGUACACUUUGUACAGUAAUACAGGUCGCUAACUCCACACAAGUCUCAUAUAUAUAGAUAUAUAUAUAGUACACUGCUAAAUUUGAGGUCAACCUUCAAGGAUGAACCUUUACUUCUUGUAAUGGUAUCAGUUCCACAUGUUGACAAUCAGUUUACAGUUUACACUUUACCGGAGGGAAAAGAAAUAUCAAUUGUUUUCCCUCCAUCUUGUUUAAUUGAAUUAAUAUUUCUAAACCAUUGUAAUAUAUUUGCUUCAUGGUUGUGUCUUUUUUAACUCACACUGAUUCUUCAAUCCAUUCAUUAUUAUCAGCUUCAUUCAAUUUCCCCUACACAUGAAUUUUUGAUAUCCUAACUGGUACAAGCGCCAUAGAGUUGAGUAAAAGUUAAGCUCCCAGCAAAUUAUGUCUGUGAUCUAUUCUCGACAAUCAACUCUCAAUACAUUAAUUAUAGUUCACUACAUCUGUCUCACUAAUGUCCUUGAAAAAGAUAGGAAUCUCAUAUCAUAUUUCAUUUUCCCUUCCCUAUGAAAUUGUCUCUUCUGCCUCUGUCAAAAGAGCAUUUUAACAAUGGUUAACAUUGCCCUGUUAAUAAUGAUUAACAAUGGUUAAUUUUGUUGUUAAUGUUUAUAGUUGUUAUCUAAUAGUGCUAUGUUGACAUUGGUUAAUAGUGCAAUGUUAACAUUGGUUAACAGUGAAAUGUUAGUGUUUAACAAUUUUCUGUAAACAAUGUUCGACAAUGGUUUAAGUCAUUAGCAAAUGAAGAAUGGGGAGAGAGACUGAUCACUUAUCUCUCUCUCUCUCUCUCCAUCUUUGAUUUGUCUUGAAAUGAGAUGAAAAGAAGUAUCAUAUGUUUUUUUUUUCACAUAUCUUUCGUGUUAGUUCCAAAACUAACCAUUCCAGACCAUUAUAUAAUAGGGUUUCGGGUUUGUCUUUGUCCUCUCUCUUUCUGUCCCCCACCCCUCUCUCUCUCCAGCUCUGCAAGAAACCAUUAAUACCAGCUUACUAACUAUUCAUCAUGAGUUUACUCACUGUCUUGUAUUCUAAUUAUUCAUUGUGAACAUAAAUGCUAAUUGUAAUAAAUACUGUUUGGAUUGAAGAUGUGGCUAUUGAAACAAACACACACACAUACACACACACACACACAUAUAUAUAUAUAUAAAAUGCCAUUUAAAACAUUGAACAUUAUUAUAAUUAUGCUUUUUUUUUUAUUUCAUUUUGAAAAUUCUACAAUAGGUAACUUAACAAAAUGAUUUGUAAUUUGUAAUCUGUCAACUUUGUUUUGCUAUAAAAUCCAGUGAAAAUGUUUACUCAUAAAAUACAAACAAAAAAAAAUUACCAUUACUUUUUUUUUUUUUUUUUAACUGAAAACUUUCUGAACUGAAAUUAUUUAUGCAAUUUUAUUUUUGUUCAACCAUCACUUUUUUCUGAAAUACUGUUUUGUCAACCAAGUUAGUAAAUCUUAUUGUUGGCAUCUUGCUACUUACAUUCAUUUUUCUGAAAAAUAUAGUUACAGAAGGCAGCAACUUCAUUUCAUAGAGAUACAUUUCAUUACAUUCAUUUCAUUCAUUCACUUCAUAUGUAGAGGAAAUGCCUUAAUAAAAUAUUUUGAUAUU